Messenger RNA from Cinclus cinclus, 1236 nucleotides. It is a transcript of the gene GPR19, whose product is annotated as G protein-coupled receptor 19. NCBI's taxonomy places the organism in Eukaryota, Metazoa, Chordata, Aves, Passeriformes, Cinclidae. Bases 7 to 1236 code for a protein of 409 amino acids. Gene Ontology annotation, cellular component: plasma membrane. The record is from RefSeq and is a predicted model, not a curated record. Gene Ontology annotation, biological process: G protein-coupled receptor signaling pathway. The transcript has a single exon. Gene Ontology annotation, molecular function: G protein-coupled receptor activity.
GGCAGCAUGGAUAACAGCAGUGGUCCUGUUCUCCUCCUCACCUUGCUCCUGCUGCAGAACACGAGCAGCCCCAAAGCUUCCACCCCUCCUGCUGACUACGAGAUGGCAGAACCUCCAGCCCCGGGGGUUGGCUCCAGCAGGAACCACUCUCUGGUAGAGUACGGGCUGAGGCCAGGGGAAAUCGCAGCUGCCGGCGUGGUCUGGGGAGCGCUGUGGCUGAUCUCUGUCUUGGGAAACUUCCUCGUUUGCUUAGUGAUCCACAGGAGCAGGAGGACACAGUCCACCACCAACUACUUUGUGGUGUCCAUGGCCUGUGCAGACCUCGUGAGCAGCGUGGGGAGCGCGCCCUUCCUGCUGCUGCAGCUGAGCUCCGGGCGGUGGAUGCUGGGCAGCGGGGUGUGCCGGCUGGUCAGGUACCUGCAGUACCUCACACCCGGGGUCCAGGUCUACGUGCUCCUCGCCAUCAGCGUGGAUCGGUUCUACACCAUUGUCUAUCCCCUGAGCUUCAAAGUGUCCAGAGGGAAAGCCAAAAAAAUGAUUUUCGCCUCUUGGCUCUGUGGUGCUCUGUUUGCAUCACCGGUCUGUUUUCUCUAUGGCUCCAGCAGUGAUCACCACUGCAACUUUUUCCUCCCCGGUUCUUGGCAAGGAUCUGCCUACAGUAUUAUCCACCUCCUCUUGGUGUUUUUGAUCCCAUCCUUCCUCAUUAUCCUUUUUUACCAGAAAGUCAUUAAAUACAUUUGGAGAAUAGGCACGGAUGGAAUGACUGUCAGGAGAACAACAAAUAUUGUUCCAAGAACAAAAGUGAAAACCAUCAAGAUGUUCUUAAUGUUAAACUCGAUGUUUCUCCUGUCCUCUCUCCCUUUCUUUGUGGUACAGUUGUGGCACCCACAGGAAACAGAUUACAGAAAGAGCUCCUUGCUUUUCCUGGCCAUCACCUGGAUCUCUUUCAGUUCCUCAGCCUCUAAGCCAACUCUCUACUCCAUCUAUAAUGCAAACUUCAGAAGAGGGAUGAAAGAAACAUUUUGCAUGUCUGCCAUGAAAUGCUACAGAAGCAAUGCAUACACCAUCACCACCAGUUCCAGGAUAGCAAAAAAAAAUCAUGUUGGUAUUGCAGAUAUUCCAGCUACAGCCAAAAGUGUCCCCAAAGACUCCACCUAUGAUGCUUUUAACAGAGAAGCCAAGGAAAGAAAGCUUGCCUGGCCUAUUCCAUCCAAUCCCCCAAAUACUUUUGUCUAG